This is a messenger RNA of Aureobasidium pullulans EXF-150, 852 nucleotides long. Its product is annotated as purine and uridine phosphorylase. Gene Ontology annotation, biological process: nucleoside metabolic process. The record is from RefSeq and is a predicted model, not a curated record. Gene Ontology annotation, molecular function: catalytic activity. NCBI's taxonomy places the organism in Eukaryota, Fungi, Ascomycota, Dothideomycetes, Dothideales, Saccotheciaceae. Bases 1 to 852 code for a protein of 283 amino acids. The transcript has a single exon.
AUGAGUAAGGUCACAUUGUCUCGCGAACGUUAUACAAUCGGUGUCAUCUGUGCUCUUUUCGAGGAGAAGGCGGCUAUGGUGAUGAUGCUCGAUGAGAAGCACGAACCCCUCGAGCAGAAGUCUGGCGACAACAACAGCUAUACUUUGGGAAAGAUUGGCCAACACAACGUGGUUAUUGCUUGCCUGCCUGGCGGCCAUCAAGGCAAGGCAGCCGCUGCGACUGUCGCCGUACAUAUGAUGCAUAGUUUCCCCAUCAAGUUCGGUCUCAUGGUCGGCAUCGGCGGCGGUGUACCUAGUCGGACCCUCGAUAUUCGACUAGGCGACGUAGUGGUGAGUAUACCAGAAGGCACACACGGGGGCGUGGUGCAGUAUGAUCUUGGGAAGCUGGAAUUGGAUGGCCUCCAUCGCAAGGGUCACCUGGACAAGCCUCCGAAGGCUCUUUUGAGCGCGAUCACGUCGCUUCGGGAGAAGCAUGUCUGGAUGGAACCCGAACUCCCACAACACCUGACUGCAAUACUAAGCAACCACAGGAUGGCCAAGCGUUUCGGAUUCCAGGGUGCGCAGCACGACAGAUUAUUUGAAUCGAACGCCUUCCAUCCGAGGAACCAAACCGACUGCGAUCAUUGCCUGUCCGCUCUUCCAAUCGUGCAGCGCCCCGAUCGCGAAGAUGAUACGCCUCAGGUCUUCUAUGGCACUAUUCUGUCAGGAGACAUGGUGAUAAAAAACGGCCAAGAGAGAGACAGAAUUGCAGCAGCUGAGAAGGCCAUUUGCUUUGAGAUGGAGGCGGCUGGGUUGAUGAACGAUUUCCCUUGCUUGGUGAUCCUGGCAGCAGUUGAUGGAAAAGCAAGAUGA